AUGAGCGCUCUAAAAAUAAUAGUACUUACAAACUACUCACCGAUUGUGAACUUUGACGGGGAGACCGUCGUCAUGCUGGAUUUUGAACGACAAAUGAACACCCUGACAACACACACCGAUGACAUUGACAUCCAAUUCCGCACCAAGAACCCAGAUGGACCGAUAUUCAACGCAGUCUCCUCCGUGGAGCGUCAGUUCCUGCGUGUGGACCUGCAGGGCGGCCAGAUCAAAGUGACCACUAAUAUAAACAGGGCCAGCAAUCCGGGACGCGAACAGGUAAUUUUGGCCGGAAGGAAGGCAGACAGCAGAUAUGUCCCUUAG
Messenger RNA from Dibothriocephalus latus, 321 nucleotides. The record is from the annotation of a GenBank genome assembly. Lineage: Eukaryota; Metazoa; Platyhelminthes; Cestoda; Diphyllobothriidea; Diphyllobothriidae.